This is a messenger RNA of Linum tenue, 2359 nucleotides long. The record is from the annotation of a GenBank genome assembly. NCBI's taxonomy places the organism in Eukaryota, Viridiplantae, Streptophyta, Magnoliopsida, Malpighiales, Linaceae.
CGACAGAUAAUUAACCCAGUUAAUCAUUCACGGAUCAUGCUUUUUCAUUUUAAUAGUAUAUAUAUAUAUUAUUGUAUUACACAGAGAUCGUGGCUGCGUUGGGUGGUCCGUUAGCUUCCAAGCGUACUCAAUAAUCAUCCGUCGGAUCAGACCAAUCCAAGUGUCAGCAGCGAACCAUCUGUAUCCCGACCCGUCACUUAACGGCGACGUGACAGCCUGACUGACUGCGUUGGGACUUCCCGUACGGAAUUAUCUCCGCGUCCGCAAUCUUCACGAGAAGGGAGAGGGAUAGAGACAGAGAGUCGUCUCAGCGCCUAAUCAUCAUUCAUCGCCAUGUCGCUCCUUCUUCCACCGAUAGAUCUACGCCGGCGCCGACGACAAGAUCCGCUCCUCUCUCUCCACCGUCAACCUUUCUAACUUCUUCCGAUUCCGCCGAUCAUCACUCGCUGGCCGCCUUCUCCAUCAGAAAAAAAAAAUGAUGGAGACUGAGCUCCACGAUGUUAAACCAGUGCCUCCCAAGGGCCACGUCAUCUCCCCCGAUUCUCCCUCAUCGGCGUCCCCCGUCGACGACGCCUCACAGAAGGACGACCGGCCGCUCCUCAAAUCCGACUCCUGCUCGUCCUCCUCCGGCCGAAUCUCCGCCGAGAGCCUCGAAGAGCUGAACAAGAAGUUCGCCGCGUUCGCCCGCCACGACGUCUACGGUCCGCUCGGCCGCGGGGAGCUGCCGCUCGUGGAGAAGCUCCUGCUCGGCGUCGCCUGCGUCACGCUCCUCCCGUUGCGCGUCGUGCUGGCCACCCUCAUCUUGUUCUUCUACUACUUGGUGUGUAGGAUUUGCACGCUCUUCUCCGCGCCCAAUCGGGACGAGGCGGCGGAGGAGCAGGAGGACUUCGCUCACAUGAGAGGGUGGCGGAGGACCGUCGUCGUCUCCUGUGGCAGGUUCCUCUCCAGGGUCAUGCUGUUUGUGUUUGGGUUUUAUUGGAUAAGCGAGAGUUUUAGGGAUUUAGAGCAAGAGCAAUCUCCGCCUCAAGGCAAGUCAUCCUCUCAGCUGGGAAUGCUCUAUCCGUACUCUGGUUGCAUGCUUUUUUUUUGGUAAUUGGUGUCUUGGGAUUUUGUGGCUUACUGCUGCUUAUUGGUUACAAGAAUGCUGCCACUCCACUGAGUACAAAAUUGGCCAAAAGGAGGAAUAGAGGAAGUAGGAGAUGAAUGACUAUUUAUUCCAAGCUGAAAUUAUGUAUGGUGUUCUGCUGACUUUCGAGGCUCAUAAUGAGUUACAGAAACUGUCUCUCUCUAGCCAGCUUUCUGAAAUGGGACUUGGGAUUGUGUCAAUCACCCAGCUUCUGAAGUCAUUGAUACUUGCUUUAUGCUUCAGCUUGUUGCUAUACUGCAUUCAGUCUGGCCCUCUUAAAUGUGUUGUCUACCUGGAAUUUUUAGUUUCAAAGAGAGCUAUAUCUUACUUUACAUUUGUAUUCCCCUGCUCUUGAAUUUUGGAUCAGAACGAUGGCAAAAUCCAAUCACAACGACCUGAAAGACCAGGGGCGAUAGUAUGCAACCAUGUCUCGUAUGUUGAUAUUCUGUACCACAUGUCGUCGUCUUUUUCCAGCUUUGUUGCCAAGAGAUCAGUGGGUAAACUUCCUUUGGUCGGUCUCAUCAGCAAGUGCCUUGGAUGCGUCUUUGUCCAACGGGAGUCGAAGUCAUCUGACUUUAAAGGUGUUGCAGGCAUUGUGAUUGAGAGAGUUAAAGAAUCUCAUGAGGAUGAAUCUGCUCCCAUGAUGAUGUUAUUUCCUGAAGGAACCACUACUAAUGGGGACUUCCUCCUUCCUUUUAAGACGGGUGGAUUCUUAGCUGGGGCACCUGUUAUUCCAGUGAUUCUGCGGUAUCCAUACCAGAGGUUUAGUGCUGCCUGGGAUUCGAUAUCGGGGUUCCGUCAUGUAAUUCUUCUGUUGUGCCAAUUUGUAAAUCACUUGGAAGUGAUUAGGCUACCUGUUUACUACCCUUCCCAAGAAGAGAAGACUGACCCUAAACUAUAUGCUAAUAAUAUCCGGCGGUUGAUGGCACGCGAGGGUGAUCUAGUAAUGUCAGAUAUUGGACUAGCCGAGAAGAGAAUAUACAUUGCCGCACUCAAUGGUUUGUUAUCACAAUGCUAACUCUGGGGUUUGCCGUCUUGUCUGUGUAUAGUGAUGUACCAUUCAUUUAUUAAGGAAACAGAGGAAAGAAACCCCUUAAAAGGAAGAAAGCGAAAAGGGGAGAAGAAAUGAUAUAAUCAGGAAAGUAGCAAAUAGCGAUAAAUGGAUAUGGAUGUGCAGAACUAAACAAAGAUGUAAUUCUUUAGCUCAACCCUUUUGAACUGCUUUUUUGCAGU